Messenger RNA from Gossypium arboreum, 1589 nucleotides. RefSeq names its product phosphoglucan phosphatase LSF2, chloroplastic. Gene Ontology annotation, cellular component: chloroplast. NCBI's taxonomy places the organism in Eukaryota, Viridiplantae, Streptophyta, Magnoliopsida, Malvales, Malvaceae. The record is from RefSeq and is a predicted model, not a curated record. Gene Ontology annotation, biological process: protein dephosphorylation; starch catabolic process. The coding region runs from base 55 to 756 and encodes 233 amino acids. Gene Ontology annotation, molecular function: protein tyrosine/serine/threonine phosphatase activity; carbohydrate phosphatase activity; starch binding. The transcript is spliced from 4 exons.
UAAAAUCUGACAUACCCAAACCCAACAAUAUCAAAGCAACAAGAAACAGCACAAAUGAGUACCAUAAACAGCACCGCUUGUUUCUCUUCAGUCUUCCUAAACCCGUCACAAACUGAACUUUUUCCUGCAAAUUUCAAAUGUAGGUUCAAUUUCAUGCUCCCCAAGAAGCAAUCUAAAAUGGGUGCUCCUAGAAUUUUCUGUAACUUAGCUGAAACCGAGACUGGGAUUGAUGAUAAUCCCAGAAACAGUAAGGUUUCUGUGAGGUCCAAGAGCAGGCUGGAAGAGUAUAACACUGCCAUGAAGAAAAUGAUGAGGAAUCCAUAUGAGUAUCAUCAUGACCUUGGCAUGAACUACACACUGAUAACUGACAAUUUGAUUGUCGGCUCUCAGCCCCAGAAACCCGAAGACAUAGAUCAUCUGAAACAAGAAGAGAAGGUGGCCUAUAUACUGAACCUGCAGCAGGACAAUGACAUCGAGUAUUGGGGAAUCGACUUGCAGCCUAUAAUCAAAAGAUGUCGACAACUUGGAAUUCGUCAUAUGAGAACACCUGCAAGAGACUUUGAUCCAGAUUCCUUGAGAAAUAUAUUACCUAAAGCUGUUUCUUCAUUGGAAUGGGCCAUUGCUGAGGGAAAAGGAAGAGUAUAUGUGCACUGCACAGCUGGUUUAGGUAGAGCUCCAGCAGUGGCUAUUGCAUAUAUGUUCUGGUUCUGCGGCAUGAAUUACUCAUAUUUGAUGCGUUUCCGGACAAGGGUAUAAGAGAUAUGAUCCUCCAAGGAGGCAAGAACCCUCAAAAUACAUAGAAAAAUAUUCUAUGUUCGCCACAUACUCAUAUCCAACUCUUCUACCUGAGUCCAAAUAAAAUAGAUUCUAUAACAUAAUCGUCUUUAGCUUAUGAAGUUUCAGUGCUUGGUAUCUGUUAAAACUGUCAGCUAAAUACAGCAUUCGAAGCACUGACCUCAAAACGACCUUGUGGACCCAAUAAAAGAGCAAUACGAGGAGCCACCUAUGAUCUGGCUAAGAAUGAUCCAUGGAAGGAGCCCUUUGAAAAUCUUCCUGAACAUGCUUUUGAGGGUGUAGCAGAUUGGGAGAGGAAGUUGAUUCAAGACCGUGUUCGUUCCCUCCGUGGAACCUGAGUAUCUCGGUUAGCAUUCUCUUAAAGCCGGUUCACAAGCGCAUGGCAGACAAAUCCGCAAAAUCUUAGGCAUUGCUUGUGGGAUGUUGAAGCUGAUCUCUCCAGGGACUAUUUUCCUGACUGAAUAGCAAAUUACUUGGUCAAAUCAUAAAUAUGAUCUGAUUUUUAUAGAAACUAUUUGUCAUAAACCAUAAAUAAAACAUAGAGAAGUACAGAAAACACGGAAUAUUCCAUGUUCAAAGCAUGGUUUAUAUGCUAUUGAAGCUAAAAAUUUUUAGGUUCGUAACUUGAAUGAUCUCUCUGGUGAUUCAUGUUACAUAUAUUGUACCAUUAUCAGAUAUAUUCAGAUUGUGGUUAACAGGAUGCAAGCUCGAUCGAGUUCAUUUUUGAAGAUCUCGAUUUGACUUAAACUCUAUUUGAUUAGGUUCAUCUACUUAAUAAAACAAGAGUUUGAUUA